Helianthus annuus (common sunflower) is the source of this 1044-nucleotide messenger RNA. Its product is annotated as basic leucine zipper 4. The record is from RefSeq and is a predicted model, not a curated record. Gene Ontology annotation, cellular component: nucleus. Gene Ontology annotation, molecular function: transcription cis-regulatory region binding; DNA-binding transcription factor activity. Gene Ontology annotation, biological process: positive regulation of DNA-templated transcription. Lineage: Eukaryota; Viridiplantae; Streptophyta; Magnoliopsida; Asterales; Asteraceae. The coding region runs from base 154 to 684 and encodes 176 amino acids. The transcript has a single exon.
CCUUACAAAAAAAUAUAUUUUCUCAACAAUAAUGCCCUUUGCUAGACCCCACUUAACACUUGAUGUUUGCCCUUAAAUACCAAUUUUCAACCCAUCGUUAACUCCGUUUCCCACUCCGACCUCCCUCCGUCAUAUAAAACCCUAAUUCCGACAAUGUUGUCAUCGGUUUUUGCUCUGACCGACGACGGUUUUUCCGAAACAACGUUUUUUCCAUGGGACAAUGAAUCCCAAGAAAACCCGUUUGGUGUCCUAUCGUUUUCUGGUUCAGAUGACUCCACACCAAAAACCAAUAGCUCCAAUUCGGGGUCCGAUGACGGGUGUCCGGUGGUAGUCGACCUGAUGGAUGAACGAAAGAGGAGACGUAUGAUAUCAAACCGGGAGUCAGCAAGGCGAUCACGCAUGAGGAAACAAAAGCACUUAGAGAACCUGAGGAACCUGGUGAACCGGCAUAAGUCUGGGAACCGGGAACUAAUGAACCGGUUACGGUUUGCAGUUCAUCAUGGACAAGCUCUUGGGCAAGAAAACGAGCGGCUUCGAUCAGAAUCGGUUAUUCUCCGGCAAAAAUUAUGGGACUUGCAUCUAGUACUACGCGUCUGGCAGCUUCCAAACGAGUUAUUAUCGUCUGCAUGGCCAUGCAAUGAUAAUAACGAGACCUCUAGCAACAACAAAAGCAACCGUCAUUAAUUAUAUAGAAUAAGCUUUAUAUAUUUCAUUUCACUUAAUUAUUAAAUUAUAACUACGUGCAUGAAACCGUUAGUAUCUCUUCGUCUCUCUCUUUCUCAAGAAGUGCUUGGAGCGUAAGUAAUGGUGAAUUUAUAAGUUUGGUAUUUAAGAUGAUCUUCGAGAAUUGAAGGUGUUCGUAGAAAGAUGGGUGCUUUUGUCAUAACCCGAGUUGCCAUUUUGUAAAGUUUCACUACGUAGUGUUUGGCUAAUUAUGUGAAAAGCCAGUUUGGACCUUGGUGUAUCAUGUAUCUAUGAUUGCCUAUUUCUUUAUAUUUGAUAUUAUUUAAAUAUUUUAAUUUUAAUAUGUAAAUUAUAUUCCAA